This is a messenger RNA of Setaria italica (foxtail millet), 2912 nucleotides long. RefSeq names its product putative receptor protein kinase ZmPK1. Gene Ontology annotation, biological process: protein phosphorylation; recognition of pollen. Gene Ontology annotation, molecular function: ATP binding; protein serine/threonine kinase activity. Lineage: Eukaryota; Viridiplantae; Streptophyta; Magnoliopsida; Poales; Poaceae. The record is from RefSeq and is a predicted model, not a curated record. Bases 220 to 2652 code for a protein of 810 amino acids. The transcript has a single exon.
CCCUCAGUAAAAAAGAUACUCUGUUUUGUAAGGCUGAAGCACGGAGGACAAAAGACUGCACCACAAGGUUCACUGCUCAUCGUACUGUGACUGACGUGAACGCUGUGGGCCGAGUCUCCCACUUGCUUCUUGAGGAUGGACGCUGCAUUGCAAGUUGGGUCCCUAUAACAUCGUCCUCCAUUCAGGUCACUUGAAGACAACUCAAAUGCUGCAAUAACCAUGGGUGCGGUUUCCAGAUUUGUGGUUCUUCUCACUCUGAUUCAUCUGAUUUUGCAAGUCUCAGCUCUAAAUGUCCUCUCUUCAGGCUUCUCUCUCUCAGCAGAUCGCAGCUCCGAUGUACUCCGUUCGCCAGAUGGUACGUUCAGCUGUGGCUUCUACAAAAUCUCCCCCAACUCAUCCACCUUCUCCAUUUGGUUCUCCAAAGUGUCUGAAAGAACUGUUGUAUGGAGUGCAAAUCCUCUCCGCCCUGUGUACACCUGGGGAUCAAAGGUCAAGUUAAAUUUCGAUGGGAGCAUGGUUCUAAGGGACUACGGUGGCCAGAUUGUGUGGACCAACAACGUGAGCUCCUCAAAUGCAGAACAAGCUCAGCUCUUAGACACUGGGAAUCUCAUCGUGAAGGGCAAAGGUGAUACCAUUCUAUGGCAAAGCUUUACUUCUCCUACUGAUACCUUGUUACCCACUCAGAGGAUUAAUGCUACCAUCGAGCUCGUGUCCACUAAUAGAUUGCUUGUUCCUGGCCACUAUGGCUUACAUUUUGAUGAUCAGAUGCUGAUUUCACUAUUUGAAAAUGAAAAGGAUGUCUCAUUCAUCUAUUGGCCAGAUCCAUAUUCGACUAUCUGGCAAAAGCUAAGGAUACCUUUUAUGAUCAACACAAGUGGUGUUCUAGACAGCUUGGGGCAGUUCUGGGGAAACGAUAACGCUUUUUUCAUGGCUGCUGACUGGGGUAGUCACAUUAUAAGAAGGCUAACGUUGGAUUAUGAUGGCAAUCUCAGACUGUAUAGUCUGGACGAUAAUGGAACAUGGUCAGUCACAUGGAUGGCGUUUCCACAGCUCUGCAAGGUACGUGGUGUAUGCGGCAGAAAUGGAAUAUGUGUGUAUACUCCUGUGCCAAUCUGUGUAUGCCCCCCUGGUUUUGAAGUCAUCGACCAAAGUGACUGGGGUGAAGGCUGCAGACCAAAGAUCAAUAUAACUUGUGAUGAGCAAAAGGUGAAAUUUGUUCAUCUACCCAACACUAACUUCUUCGGGCAAGAUCUAAGUGCUCACCGUUCUGUCUCUCUUAACUUCUGCAAGCAGAUAUGUUUGAGUGACUGCAAUUGUAAUGGGUUCUCAUACUUUCAAGGACUUGGUCACUGCUACCCGAAGGCUAUUCUACUAAACGGCAGAAGUCUAGAUGGUAUCGGUAGCAUGUACCUUAAAAUCGCAAGGGACUUAGAAGUAUCUGGGUCCUCAAUUCCUCGGUCACAAGUUUUUGGUCCUAAAUAUGGGCCAAACUGCAGUGCAGCAAAUGAAUAUGUCAUUGCAUACUUCUCCAAUAUGAAUAAGGCCAGUCAGAAUAUAUUAAAGUAUUUCUAUUUCUACGGGUUUUUAUCAGCCAUAUUUGUAGCAGAGUUAAUAUUUAUUGUAUUAGGAUGGUUUAUUUUGAGAAGGGAGAGAGGACAACUCAGAGGAGCAUGGCCAGCUGAGGCAGGCUAUGAAAUGAUAACAAACCAUUUCCGAAGAUAUACCUACAGAGAGUUAGUGAAAGCUACUAGAAAAUUUAAGGAUGAGCUUGGAAGGGGAGCAUCAGGCAUCGUGUACAAAGGAGUUUUGAAAGACAAUAGGGUUGUAGCUGUGAAAAAAUUGGAAGAUAUAAACCAAGGUGGAGAAGAAUUCCAGCAUGAACUAAGUGUGAUUGGCAGGAUUUACCAUAUGAAUCUAGUGAGAGUUUGGGGAUUCUGUUCUGAUGGUCCACACAGGAUAUUGAUUUCAGAAUAUGUGAAGAAUGGCUCGUUGGAAAAAACCUUGUUCGCCGUCGAAGGCUCAGAAAUCUUACUUGAAUGGAAGCAAAGGUUUAAUAUUGCCUUAGGCGUGGCAAGAGGAUUGGCGUAUCUUCAUCAUGAGUGCUUAGAGUGGGUCAUCCACUGUGAUGUCAAGCCUGAAAAUAUACUGCUGGAUGAGAACUUGGUGCCAAAGAUCGCUGACUUUGGCCUCGCGAAGCUCUUGAACAGAGGUGGAUCAAAUAUAGAUGUUUCUCGGAUCCAAGGAACUAGAGGUUAUUUAGCUCCUGAAUGGGUUUCUAGUCUCCCAAUAACCGCAAAGGUAGAUGUUUACAGCUUUGGAGUGGUGCUACUGGAACUACUAAAGGGAGCAAGAAUUUCGGACAUGGAAAAUAAUGAGAAUGAGGAGGUGGAGAUGGUCCUUGGAAGGAUAGUCAGGAUGCUUAAAGAGAAUUUGCAGUUGGAUGGCACUGAACAAUUUUGGAUCCCCGACUUUAUUGACAGUAGACUGAAUGGCGACUUCAACUACUUGCAAGCAAGAACAAUGAUUAAGCUAGCUGUUUCAUGUCUGGAGGAAGAUAGAGGCAGAAGACCAACUAUGGAAAAUGUGGUGCAGACGCUUGUUUCAGUUGACGCUGUCAGCAGUGCAACUAAAAUGGGAGGAGUUGCUUAUUAAAAGCCUGCGUCCAAAUGGUUCUUUGUACUAAGGGCCAUGCAAACAAUACAUUGAUAGAAAAUGGUAGUUCUAUCAGAUAUGCAGUAUCUGUUGUAAGUAUGUGUGCUAUAGCACCGUAAAAUUUGCUCCAGUGUGCUUUACAGAUAUCUGAUUGUAUCACCUUGUACUUCUACGGAUUUUUAUAAGCAAUAAUUCUGUCCGAGCUAAUGUGUGUUGCAUUAGGAUGAUUUAUUUUGAGGAACUAGAGGUUAUUUAGCACC